AUGACUGCCACAUCUCCUAUCCGCACGUCAACCUCCGGCGAGGUCGCGCACGCGGACUUGGCUAUGACGGCGUCCAACGCGCAGUCCCAUCACUCAUCCCACAACCACAAGCACCAUUCUGGUGCUAAUGCCGCAAUUAUUGAGUACGGCUAUCCCCACGGCCACCUUGGCCACCUUACCGCCGAGGAGGACAAAUCUUUCAAAGAGUUCAAACAGUACCUGAUCAAGGAGGGCGUGUACAAGCCCGGUCCUCCGCCGUCGCACGACGACGCAACUCUUCUCCGUUUCCUUCGUGCCCGGCGAUGGGUGGUGCUGGAUGGAUACAAGCAGUUCAAGGAGACCGAAGAUUGGCGGGCAGCCACACAGCUGAACCUGCUGUACGACACGAUCGACCUCGACGGUUACGAACAGAGCCGACUGCUGUAUCCGCAAUGGACAGGCCGCCGAGACAAGCGUGGUAUCCCGGUCUACCUAUUUGAGAUCUGUCACCUCGACUCCAAGACGAUUUCCACGUAUGAGAAGACGACCAACAACACGUACAGCAAGGCAAAGCCGGACGGGAACACGCCACCGCGGCUGCUGCGCCUAUUUGCGCUUUAUGAGAACCUGACACGAUUCGCACAGCCGCUGUGCACGCAGAUGCCCGACCGUGAACACGCCACUAUUACGCCCAUCACGCUGAGCACCAAUAUCGUCGACGUUUCGGGCGUGAGUCUGCGCCAGUUCUGGAACCUGAAGAGCCACAUGCAGGCUGCCAGUACACUGGCCACGGCGCACUACCCGGAGACGCUGGAUCGCAUUUUUAUCAUCGGCGCGCCGGUGUUUUUUACCACCGUCUGGGGCUGGGUCAAGCGUUGGUUUGACCCGGUGACCGUGUCCAAGAUCUUCAUUCUCGGCCCUCAAGAAGUGCUGCCCACGCUGCUGUCGUUUAUUGCCAAGAAGGACAUACCGAAGAAGUACGGUGGCGAGCUGGACUUUACGUGGGGCCAGAUGCCCAACCUCGACCCUGCUAUCCGCGCGCGCACAACGUGGGAGAAUGACUUUACGGACUUUCCCAAGGGCCCGCUGUUCUGGCGGCCCAUCGACGGUGGCCGGGUGGAGUGCGUGGCUGCCGGCAGCGUGAAAAAGGUCGAGCGAAUGGCGCGCGUCUGCACGAUGCCAACGUGCUUCAAGGGAGCUGCAGCCGUGGUUCCCGAAGAAGUGACUGGGGCCAUUAAACCCGUGGUGGCAUCGUCCUCGAACGGACACGUCGACGCCGUGGACGCCGAAACUGUGGCCAAGCUCGAGGGGCUCACGGUCACUGAGAAGGCUGACGCAACACCCGCAACAGUUACCGCUUAG
Messenger RNA from Grosmannia clavigera kw1407, 1341 nucleotides. RefSeq names its product cellular retinaldehyde-binding/triple function protein. The record is from RefSeq and is a predicted model, not a curated record. The transcript is spliced from 6 exons. NCBI's taxonomy places the organism in Eukaryota, Fungi, Ascomycota, Sordariomycetes, Ophiostomatales, Ophiostomataceae. The coding region runs from base 1 to 1341 and encodes 446 amino acids.